Molecule: messenger RNA, 491 nt
Organism: Lolium perenne
Lineage: Eukaryota; Viridiplantae; Streptophyta; Magnoliopsida; Poales; Poaceae
Source: RefSeq, a predicted model, not a curated record
GAGAGAGAAACACAAAAGCUUCGUCAAAUGACUGGCAAUAAAUGCAAGAUCGAAGCAUCCAUAGCCGAGGCAGUCCUGAACGUGGAGGUGGCAAACUUCACCACUAAGCACUAUGAUCCCAACAUUCCCACAAAGCACAACCCGGUCCUCCGUUUAAAUGCCGCCAACAAUGAAGAAGUACCCAAGCUUAGCAUCUUCGUGGGGCUUGGUGGCAAGUCAAGUGGCUCGAAGCCGUACAGAACGGACCUACCUGAGCGGACCUUGAUCCACUCGUAUGUCUUAAACACCAUGGUCGAAGUGAAGCCGUACAUCGAGAAAUUCAAGGCUAUACAUUGGAAGAAUACCCACAGGGAGCCUACCCCGGAAGAAUCCAAGCAAAUUUUCGAUAAGGGAGGCGGUUUCGGUUUCAGUAGCUGGUUUUGUAAUUUGGUACUAUUCUAUCCAAAUUAGCUAGCACUUCCUACAUUUAUCGGUCAUUUCUCGUUCUAAAC